ACUAUUUCCUGCUCAGAUCCACACCCAGUGCGGAACUUAGAGCCGCUCCCAGGAUCCGGCUUCAUCUCAUUCCCUGUUUCGGAUCCCUGCAGAUCCUGAUCCAGUCGAUCCCGGAUUCCCCAAUGUCUGCUGGAGGCUCACAGCCGGAGGAAAGGCUCCUGGAGCGCCGGUAUUCCGAGCUCUUCUCGCAGCUCGAUGUGAACCGGGACGGCCGCGUCGAUGUGUCCGAGAUCCGGGCAGCUCUUCAGGCUCGGGGCCUCCACCUGGCGCCCGAGGCCCAGCAGAAAAUAUUUCGUUCUGCGGGCAGAGAAAAUAACGAGCAACUGGACUUUGCAGACUUUAGUGACUAUCUCCGAAACCAUGAGAAGAAACUUAAACUGGCCUUCAAGAGUUUGGAUAAAAAUAAUGAUGGGAAGAUUGAUGCUGCUGAGAUUGUUGAGUCUCUUAAGUCACUGGGAAUGAAUAUCAAUCUUAAAAAAGCAGAAAAGAUUCUUCAAAGUAUGGACGAGGACAGGACAAUGACAGUAGACUGGAAUGAAUGGCGAGAUCAUUUCCUGUUCAAUCCAGCAACCAACAUCCAAGAAAUCGUCCAUUACUGGAAGCACUCAACGGUUUUGGACAUUGGGGACAGUUUAACCAUUCCUGAUGAAUUUACAGAAGAGGAGAAGAAGUCAGGCAUGUGGUGGAAGCAGCUGCUGUCUGGGGCAAUGGCUGGUGCCGUGUCUCGUACUGGCACUGCCCCUCUUGAUCGUCUCAAAGUUCUAAUGCAGGUCCAUUCUUCCAAAUCAAACCAAAUGAAUAUAUACGAUGGAUUCAAACAGAUGCUUAAAGAGGGAGGCGUGGCAUCUUUGUGGCGAGGAAAUGGGAUGAACGUGGUGAAAAUAGCACCAGAAACAGCCAUCAAAUUCAUGGCUUAUGAGCAGUAUAAGAAUCUGUUUGCAAAGGACAAGCAAAACAUCACAACCUCUGAGAGAUUUCUCGCAGGAUCACUGGCUGGGGCAACUGCACAAACCAGUAUUUAUCCAAUGGAGGUGCUGAAGACCAGAAUGGCUCUGCGAAAGACUGGACAAUAUUCGGGGGUAGGAGACUGCAUCAAGAAGAUUAUGAAGAGGGAGGGGUUGAUUGCAUUUUACAAAGGUUAUAUUCCAAACAUUUUGGGCAUUAUCCCCUAUGCUGGCAUUGACCUUGCUAUCUAUGAGACAUUAAAGAAAACUUGGUUAAAUAAAUAUGCCAAGGAAUCUGCUGAUCCUGGAGUGUUAGUCCUGUUAGCUUGUGGCACCGUAUCCAGUUCCUGCGGACAGCUAGCCAGUUAUCCACUAGCCCUGAUCAGGACCCGGAUGCAAGCACAAGCUUCAUUGGAGGGAUCACAACAGCUCAAUAUGAUGGGUCUAUUUCGAAAGAUUGUGGCUAAAGAGGGUCCCUUGGGCCUCUACAGGGGUCUGGCCCCAAACUUCUUGAAGGUGAUCCCUGCUGUAAGCAUCAGCUAUGUUGUGUAUGAACACAUGAAGACUGCUCUGGGCAUCCAGUCCAGCUAAUAGUCGCUACAUCACUCCAUAGCAAAUUCCAUUCGAAACUUCAGACACAGACUGGCGAAAAACGGUUCCCAGACCUCAGCCCAGAUGCCAUUCUCCUCAUUCAGGACAGAAACUAGAAAACAUUUCUUCACAUAAAAAAUGCCAGAAAUGUGGAACUCUCCCGCAAAACAGUAACAGAUGCUGGGCUGAAUUCAUCAUUUUAAAUACAAGGGCAUGGUUUUUUUUUUAAUUAGCCAAGGGCAAUAAGGAACAUGGAGCCAAAAUAGGCAAAUGCAGUUAGAAUACAGAUCAACAAUGAAUUCUAUGACAGAGAUGAUUUGAGGGGCUGAAUGGUCACCUGUUCUUGUGUUCAAGGCUAAGUGAAAUGUAGGGAUUGCAGAACCUAAUUCUUGAAACACAGUAUUUAAAAAAGUGCCUAUGUGUCUAACAUUAGAGCGGAACUGUGAGCCUGGACUCUAACAGAAAAACCUCACAAUGAGCCUCACUGUGGGCCUUGACCUCAGCGCUGUUGAAAUGUACAUUCUAAGAUACAAUCCUGCCAAGUUAUUCCAUCGUGUUCACAAGUCCGCAGUUGAUUUGGCUGUGCUUUUAGAUCUGAGUGGCAUCACCUUAAUCCGGAGUUAGUCAAAGAAUUGACAUUUCAAGAUGACAUGCACUUUUUUAAAAACUCACCAUCCACAGUCUGGUGGAAUAUUUACCAAAUCAUUCAGUGUCUGGGAAUAAAAUUAACUACAUUUUCUUACCUUUGCUUUUAUUGUGCAAGUUAUAAUCAGCUUUUGCUUCUGGAAAACAAACUCCAAGUCCAAAUUAUUUGUAACUAUAUUUUCUCUUCUGUCUGGGUGAUGUGCCUCUCUAAUGCAUCAAGUUACCUAAAGUGAUUUAAACCAGUGACAAUGAAGGGAGAAGCAUGAUAUUAUUUUCCACACUGGGUUUUGCUUUGAAUAUGACUCAUGCCAUGCUGAGUCUUAAAUGUAUACCCCUGUCUUUGUUCUAAUUUGAGAAAAGCUUUGAGUUAAAAAGAUUUUGUGUAUUGAGCAAUUUUGAAUUAGGUUGAUGUCAGCUCCUGUGCUUUUAUACUUUGUUACACUUUGUUGCAUGGAUUCUUUUAAAAUCAAUAAAUUGCCUGAUUAU
This is a messenger RNA of Stegostoma tigrinum, 2666 nucleotides long. Its product is annotated as mitochondrial adenyl nucleotide antiporter SLC25A24-like. Gene Ontology annotation, biological process: transmembrane transport. Gene Ontology annotation, molecular function: ATP transmembrane transporter activity; calcium ion binding. The record is from RefSeq and is a predicted model, not a curated record. Gene Ontology annotation, cellular component: mitochondrial inner membrane. Lineage: Eukaryota; Metazoa; Chordata; Chondrichthyes; Orectolobiformes; Stegostomatidae. The coding region runs from base 123 to 1535 and encodes 470 amino acids. The transcript is spliced from 10 exons.